AUGGGCAAUGAGGCCAGCCUGGAGGGCGGCGUUGGCGAUGGGCCGCUGCCGCCUGGAGGCGUCGGUCCCGGCCUCAGCCCCGGCGUCGGCCCCGGCGCUGGGAAGCCGCCUUCAGCACCGGCUGGCGGCGGACAGCUCCCCGCGGCGGGCGCAGCACGGGCAAUGGCUGGACCACCGGGUCCUGGCCCGGGUCCUGGCCCCGGUCCCGGCCCCGGCCUUGGUCCGGGCAGCGUAUCCAGGAGACUGGACCCUAAGGAGCCCCUGGGUAGCCAGAGAGCAGCUUCUCCAACCCCGAAGCAGGCUUCUGCUACUGUUCCUGGCCGCGAGAGCCCCCGGGAGGCAAGGGUACAGGGCCCAGCAGGCCAGGAGACUGAUGGUCCUCGAAGGAUGCUGCAGGUAGACAGCAGGACGCAGAGAUCAGGGCGAUCCCCUUCGGUGUCACCGGACAGAGGCAGCACCCCCACAUCACCGUACUCCGUCCCCCAGAUCGCCCCCCUUCCUAGCAGCACCCUAUGUCCAAUAUGCAAGACCUCAGACCUCACGUCGACCCCCAGCCAGCCAAACUUCAACACCUGCACCCAGUGUCACAACAAGGUCUGCAACCAGUGCGGGUUCAACCCUAAUCCUCACCUUACACAGGUGAAAGAGUGGCUCUGUCUGAACUGCCAGAUGCAGAGGGCUUUGGGGAUGGACAUGACCACGGCGCCUCGCUCCAAGAGCCAGCAGCAACUGUACUCCCCAGCUCUGUCUCCUGCCCACUCCCCAGCCAAACAACCCCACGGGAAGGGGGAGCCAGAGAGACACCAGGGCCAAGGAGGGCCACAGCCCAGUCCCCACCAGGCUGAGACAACCAGGGCAACCUCAGUGCUGGGACCUGCUCAAGCAGCUGCCCCUCCAGAGGCAGGGAGGGUGUCUCCUCAGCCCUCUCUCCCCACCAAGCCUUCCACAGCUGAGCCCAGGCCACCUGCAGGAGAGGCUCUGGCCAAAAGUGCCACUGUAGUACCCUCUGGAUCUGGUGCUGCUGAGCAGACACAGGAGGGUCUCACCGGGAAGCUUUUUGGCCUUGGUGCAUCAUUGCUGACCCAGGCAAGCACCCUCAUGUCUGUGCAGCCCGAGGCUGACUCCCAGGGCCAGCCUACCCCCAGCAAGGGGCAACCCAAGAUCGUCUUCAGUGAUGCCAGCAAAGAAGCUGGUUCAAGACCUCCGGGCUCAGGACCUGGGCCUGGGCCAGCACCUGGAGCCAAAACUGAGCCUGGGGCUAGAACAGGGCCUGGAUCAGGGCCUGGAUCCCUGGCAAGAACUGGGGGGACAACCAGUCCAAAGCAUGGCAAAGCAGAACACCAGGCAGUGUCCAAAACUGCUGCCAAGCCAAAGACCAUGCUGAAGGAAAGGGCUACCUGCCCGCUGUGCCAAGCUGAGCUCAACGUGGGCAGCAAGGGCCCAGCCAACUAUAACACCUGCACCACCUGUAAGCUCCAGGUGUGCAACCUGUGUGGCUUCAACCCAACACCCCACCUGGUGGAGAAAACCGAGUGGCUUUGUCUGAACUGCCAAACUAAACGAUUGCUGGAGGGCAGCCUGGGAGAGCCGACCCCGCUGCCGACCCCGCUGCCGGUGCCCACCUCACAGCAGCCUCCUGUAGGGGCCCCUCAACGUGCAGCUGGACCAGCCCCUCAGAAACAGAAAGGGCCACCAGGGUUGGGCCAACCAGCAGGCCCCCUGCCCACCAAGGCCAGCCCACUUCCCACCAAGGCCAGCCCCCUGCCUGCCAAGGCCAGCCCCCAGGCCAAGCCCCUCAGGGUUUCUGAGUCCAGCAGGACCCCAAGCAGUGCCCAGGAGAAGAAGGCAGGAGGCCCAGCUAAAGCUGAGUCUGUGCCGAAGCCACCUCCAGAGACUACCCUGCCCCCUGGGACUCCUAAAGCAAAGAGUGGGGUGCGGAGGUCUGAGCCUGCCACCCCUGUCAGCAAGGCUGUCCCAGAAGCCCCCAAGGGCGGAGAGGCAGAGGAGCUUGUGGGCAAGCCUUAUUCCCAGGACCUGUCGCGAAGUCCUCAGAGCCUCAGUGAUACAGGCUAUUCCUCUGACGGCGUCUCCAGCUCCCAGAGUGAGAUCACCGGUGUUGUGCAGCAGGAGGUGGAGCAGCUCGACAGUGCAGGGGUGACAGGACCACGCCCACCCAGCCCCUCAGAGCUCCACAAGGUGGGGAGCAGCAUGCGGCCCUUGCUGGAGGCCCAAGACCUGGCCCUCAGGGUUGAGCAGGCCAAGCCACUCAGUAGCAGAAAUGUUGAGGAGCAGAAGCGUCGGCCACACUCCUUGUCCAUCAUGCCUGAGGCCUUUGACUCUGAUGAGGAGUUGGAGGAUAUCCUCGAGGAAGAGGAGGACUCUCUUGAGUGGGGACACCAGAGGGAACAUCAGGACACGGCUGAGUCCUCAGACGACUUUGGCAGUCAGCUGCGGCAUGACUAUGUGGAGGACAGUAGUGAGGGUGGCCUGUCCCCACUGCCACCCCAGGCCCCAGUCCGGGCAGCAGAGCUGACUGAUGAGGAGUUCAUGCGACGGCAGAUUCUGGAGAUGAGUGCCGAGGAAGACAACCUGGAGGAGGAGGAGGAAGUCACCUCUGGGCAUGGCCUGGUCAAACGUAGCACCCAGAAGGGUGGCAGACCCAGAGUUGAGCCCAGUCAAGAGACAGUAGCACUCCCCAAGAGGCGCCUGGCCCACAAUGCCACCACAGGCUAUGAGGAGCUGCCCUCUGAGGGAGGCCCAGCUGAGGCCACUGACAGCAGUGGAGCCCUGCAGGGAGGGCUCCGCCGAUUCAAGACCAUUGAGCUCAAUAGCACAGGCAGCUAUGGCCAGGAGCUGGACCUGGGUCAAGUUCCUGACCCUGGUUUGGACCGGGAGCCUGAGCUAGAGAUGGAAAGCCUAACAGGUUCACCUGAGGACCGCUCCCGUGGAGAGCAUUCUUCAACCCUGCCUGCCUCCACGUCUAGCUACACGUCAGGUACCUCUCCCACUUCCCUGUCCUCACUAGAGGAGGACAGCGACAGCAGCCCUAGCCGCCGGCAGCGGCUAGAAGAAGCAAAACAGCAGCGCAAGGCCCGACACCGGUCCCAUGGACCCCUGUUGCCCACCAUCGAGGACUCCUCUGAGGAGGAAGAGCUGAGAGAAGAGGAGGAGCUACUUAGAGAGCAGGAGAAGAUGCGGGAGGUGGAACAGCAGCGCAUCCGAAGCACAGCCCGCAAGACCCGACGGGACAAGGAAGAACUGCGGGCCCAGCGGCGACGUGAACGCUCCAAGACGCCGCCCAGCAAUCUGUCACCCAUCGAAGAUGCCUCCCCCACAGAGGAGCUGAGGCAGGCAGCAGAGAUGGAGGAGCUCCACCGCUCCUCCUGCUCUGAGUACUCACCUUCACCCUCUCUUGACUCAGAGGCUGAGGCCCUGGAUGGCGGCCCCUCCCGGCUUUACAAGUCUGGCAGUGAAUACAACCUGCCCACCUUCAUGUCUCUCUAUUCACCAACUGAGAUGCCCUCAGGUGGCUCCACUACGCCCAGUUCUGGCCGACCUCUCAAGAGUGCUGAGGAGGCCUAUGAGGAGAUGAUGCGAAAGGCUGAGCUGCUUCAGCGGCAACAAGGCCAGGUCUCAGGGGGCCGGGUGGUCCCUGGUGGCCCUUCUCAGCCCACAGGCCCUCGAGGCCAGGGUUCCUUUGAAUACCAGGACACCUCGGACCGUGACUAUGGCAGGGCUGCUCAGCCUGUCUCAGAGGGCAUGUCAGCCACCCUAGGGACAGCUGUAUAUGAGGAGAUCCUGCAGACAUCACAGAGCAUUGCCCGGAUGCGGCAGGCUUCCUCACGUGACCUGACCUUCAUUGAGGACAAGAAGAAAGAAAAGCAGUUUCUGAAUGCUGAGAGUGCGUACAUGGACCCCAUGAAGCAAAAUGGUGGCCCUCUUACCCCCGGGACCAGCCCCACUCAACUUGCUGCCCCUAUGUCCUUCUCCACCUCCACCUCCUCAGACAGUAGUGUGGGCCGAGUCAUCCCUGAUGUCCGUGUCACUCAGCAUUUUGCAAAAGAGCCUCAGGACCCCCUCAAACUGCACAGUUCUCCUGCCUCCCCCAGCUCUGCUUCCAAGGAGGUAGGCAUGCCCUUUUCCCAAGGCCCUGGGACCCCAGCAACCACAGCUGUGGCUCCCUGUCCUCCUAACCUGCCACGUGGAUAUAUGACUCCAACCUCCCCAGCAGGCUCCGAGCGCAGCCCUUCACCAUCUUCCACAGGCCACAGCUAUGGACAGAGCCCAACCACUGCAAACUAUGGUUCCCAAACUGAGGAGCUUCCCCAGACCCCCAGUGGCCCUGCUGCUGGUGGGCGGGCUGCCAGAGAGAAACCUCUUGUAAGUGAUGGCCAGAGCAGCAUUUCCCAGCCCUCCCGGGGAUAUCCCUACUUUAUGGGCUCCAGCCCGCCCCUCUCCCCAUCUUCCCCCUCAGACAGUCCCACUUUCUUACCUGGCAAGCUGGGCCCAAGGGCCACAGCAGAGUUUUCUACCCAGACACCAAGCCCAACCCCCACCUCGGACAUGCUGAGAAGUCCCAGUGCCUCCACCACAACCCCCAUGGUGGCCCAGGGUACACAAACACCACACCGACCCAGUAUGCCUCGCCAAGUGUGGCAGAAGUCCCCUCCGGAGGCUCCCUUUAUGGUCAUCACUCUGGCAUCAGAUGCUUCCAGUCAGACCAGGAUGGUCCAUGCCUGCGCCUCCACCUCCCCAGUGUGCUCACCUACUGGCUCUCAGCCCACUGCCCACAGCUACAGCCAGACAACACCUCCGAGUAUGGCUCAACUACCCCCAGAGCCACCUGGGCCACCAGGCCUCCCUCGAGCCCCCAGUGCUGGUUCAGAUGGACCCCUGGCAUUAUAUGGCUGGGGUGCCCUGCCUGCUGAGAACAUCUCUCUAUGCCGGAUCUCCUCCGUCCCUGGGACAUCUAGGGUCGAGCCAGGCCCCAGACCCCCUGGCAGCGCCGUGGUAGACCUUCGCACAGCUGUGAAGCCCACACCCAUCAUCCUGACUGACCAGGGCAUGGACCUGACCUCACUUGCCGUGGAAGCAAGGAAAUAUGGACUUGCCCUGGAUCCCAUCCCAGGACGGCAGUCGACCGCUGUGCAACCCUUGGUUAUCAACCUCAAUGCCCAGGAGCAAACCCAUGCCUUCCUUGGCACUGCCACCACCGUGAGCAUUACCAUGGCCUCCUCUGUGCUCAUGGCUCAGUCCAAACAGCCUGUAGUCUAUGGGGACCCUUUCCAGAGCCGACUUGACUUUGGUCAGGGUGCAGGUAGCCCUGUGUGCCUGGCCCAGGUAAAGCAGGUAGAGCAAGGUGUUCAAACAGCCCCAUAUCGAAGUGGACCCCGGGGAAGACCCAGGGAGGCCAAGUUUGCCAGAUAUAACCUACCCAACCAGGUAGCUCCUCUGGCUAGAAGGGACGUCUUGAUCACCCAGAUGGGCACUGCCCAGGGAGUUGGCCUCAAGCCAGGCCCAGUACCAGAGACUGGUGUUGAUCCCCACCGGGCCUCUGCUGCAGAGCUUCGGCCACAUGCUGUACCUGGUGCGAGGAAGCCACACACAGUGGUGGUGCAGGUGGGAGAGGGUGCAGCAGGCACCGUGACCACACUGCUCCCUGAGGAGGCAUCUGGAGCCCUGGACCUCACCGGGAUGAGGCCUGAGAGCCAGCUGGCUUGUUGCGACAUGGUCUACAAGUUCCCCUUUGGCAGUAGUUGCACUGGUACCUUCCAUCCUGCCCCCAGUGCACCUGAGAAGAGUGUGGCAGAUGCUGCUCCACCUGGCCAAAGCAGCAGCCCCUUCUACGGUCCCCGGGACCCUGAGCUUCCUGAGCCCCCCACCUACCGGGCACAGGGAGUAAUGGGGCCUGGGCCCCAUGAAGAACAGAGGUCCUAUCCACAGGCCCUUCCUGGCAGGUUGUACUCCUCCAUGUCUGACACCAACCUGGCUGAGGCAGGCCUCAACUACCAUGCCCACCGGCUUGGGCAGCUUUUCCAGGGCUCUGGUAGAGACUCUGCUGUGGACCUCAGCUCCCUGAAGCAUUCCUAUAGCCUGGGCUUUGCGGAUGGACGCUACCUAGGGCAGGGCUUGCAGUAUGGCUCCUUCACAGAUCUGCGUCACCCCACAGACCUUUUGAGUCACCCACUUCCCAUGAGGCGCUAUAGCUCAGUGUCAAACAUCUACACAGACCAUAGGUAUGGCCCACGGGGUGAAGCAGCUGGCUUCCAGGAGGCUAGCCUUGCCCAGUACAGUGCUACCACAGCUCGAGAAAUCAGCCGUAUGUGCGCUGCCCUCAACUCCAUGGACCAGUAUGGUGGGCGGCAUGGCAGCAGUGCUGGUAGCUCUGACCUCAUGCAGUACCAGCCCCAACCAGGAUCUGGCCUCAGUGCCCCGCAAGGUCUGACUCCCCUCAGACCUGACCUCCUUGGGAAUCCCACUUUUCCAGAAGGUCACCCGAGUCAUGGGAACCUGGCUCAGUAUGGGCCUACAGCUGGCCAAGGAGCAGCAGUCAGACAGCUGCUGCCAUCCACAGCCACUGUUCGUGCAGCUGAUGGUAUGAUCUACUCAACCAUCAAUACCCCAAUUGCUGCAACACUGCCCAUUACCACCCAGCCCGCAUCAGUGCUGCGGCCCAUGGUGCGUGGUGGCAUGUACAGGCCUUAUGCUUCUGGUGGAGUGACAGCUGUGCCACUAACCAGCCUGACACGCAUGCCCAUGAUUGCCCCCCGGGUACCUCUUGGGCCCAGAGGGUUGUACCGGUAUCCUGCACCAAGCAGAUUCCCCACAGCUUCCAGUGUCCCACCUGCUGAGGGUCCUGUCUAUUUGGGGAAACCUGCUGCUGCCAAGGUCCCAAGAGCUGGGGGCCCACCAAAGCCAGAGCUGCCAGCAGGGGCUUCAAGGGAAGAAGCCCUUUCCACAGUCACCCCUGCUGCUAUCAAGGAGGCUACAGCAGUCCCAGCCCCAGUCCCACUGACUGUCCAGAAGCCUCCGGGAGAUGCUGCUCCUGGGCCUGCCAGCGGGGCCCUGAGCCGGCCAGGGCAUGAGAAGGAGGAAAUCUCACAGGAAGAAAGGCAGCGGAAACAGCAGGAGCAGCUGCUGCAACUGGAGCGGGAACGGGUGGAGUUGGAGAAGCUGCGACAGCUGCGGCUACAGGAGGAGCUAGAGCGGGAGCGUGUGGAACUGCAGAGACACCGUGAGGAAGAGCAGCUGCUGGUGCAGCGGGAGUUGCAGGAGCUGCAGACCAUCAAGCACCAUGUGUUGCAGCAGCAGCAGGAGGAGCGGCAGGCUCAGUUUGCACUGCAGCGGGAGCAGCUAGCACAGCAGCGCCUGCAGCUGGAGCAGAUCCAGCAGCUGCAGCAACAGCUGCAGCAGCAGCUAGAAGAGCAGAAGCAUCGGCAGAAGACCCCUUUCCCUGCGGCCUGUGAGGCACCCACCCGAGGGGCUCCCCCAGCUGCCACUGAACUGGCCCAGAAUGGCCAGUACUGGCCACCCAUGACCCACACAGCUUUCAUUGCUGUGGCAGGACCUGAGGGGCCAGGACAGCCUCGUGAACCCGUGCUGCACCGGGGUCUCCCCAGCUCUGCCUCAGAUAUGUCGCUACAGACUGAGGAGCAGUGGGAACCAAGCCGCAGUGGCAUCAAAAAGCGGCACUCCAUGCCACGCCUGCGGGAUGCCUGUGAGGCAGAGUCUGCACCUGAGCCUUGCAUGGUCAAGAGAAUUGCAGACAGCAGUGUGCAGACAGAUGAUGAGGAUGGAGAGGGCCGCUACCUCCUGACCCGGCGGCGCCGAACACGACGGAGUGCCGACUGCAGCGUGCAGACUGAUGAUGAGGACAAUGCUGAGUGGGAGCAGCCAGUGCGCCGCCGCCGUUCCCGUCUUUCCCGCCACUCAGAUUCAGGCUCUGACAGCAAGCACGAUGCCACUGCCUCCUCAUCCACCACCGCCACCGCCGCUGCGAGAGCCACGAGCAGUGUGGCCAUCCAGACUAUCACUGACUGCUCUGUGCAGACAGAACCUGACCAACUGCCCAGGGUCUCUCCAGCCAUUCACAUCACAGCUGCCACGGAUCCCAAGGUGGAGAUUGUCAGGUACAUAUCAGCACCAGAGAAGACUGGCCGUGGGGAGAGCCUAGCCUGCCAGACAGAGCCGGAUGCACAGGCCCAUGGUGGGGCCGGACCACAGCUGGUAGGGCCAACUGCCAUUAGCCCUUACCUGCCUGGCAUCCAGAUUGUCACCCCAGGGCCGUUGGGCAGAUUUGAAAAAAAGAAGCCGGAUCCUCUGGAGAUUGGGUACCAGGCACACCUGCCCCCUGAAUCCCUCUCACAGCUCAUGAGUCGCCAGCCUCCUAAAUCCCCCCAGGUCCUCUACUCACCAGUCUCGCCCCUGUCCCCACACCGGCUCCUGGACACCUCCUUUGCCUCUAGUGAGAGGCUGAACAAGGCUCAUGUGAGUCCCCAGAAGCACUUCACGGCUGACAGCGCUCUCCGCCAGCAGACGCUGCCUCGCCCCAUGAAGACCCUGCAGCGGUCCCUGUCUGACCCUAAGCCCCUCAGCCCCACCGCCGAGGAGUCUGCCAAAGAGAGGUUCUCCCUCUACCAGCACCAGGGGGGGCUGGGUAGCCAGGUGUCGGCGCUGCCACCCAACGGCCUGGUCCGCAAGGUGAAGCGGACACUGCCCAGCCCCCCUCCAGAGGAGGCUCACCUGCCCCUGGCCAGUCAGGCCACCCCACAGCUGUAUGCGGCCAGCCUGUUGCAGCGUGGGCUGGCGGCACCCACCGCCAUCCCUGCCACUAAAGCUAGCCUGCUCCGGGAGCUGGACCGGGACCUGCGGCUGGUGGAGCAUGAGUCCACCAAGCUGCGCAAGAAGCAGGCAGAGCUAGAUGAGGAAGAGAAGGAGAUCGACGCCAAGCUUAAGUACCUGGAACUGGGCAUAACGCAACGCAAAGAGUCUCUGGCAAAGGAUCGGAGUGGCCGAGACUACCCUCCCUUGCGUGGCCUUGGUGAGCAUCGAGACUACCUGUCAGACAGCGAGCUCAACCAGCUGCGUCUCCAGGGCUGCACCACUCCUGGUGGCCAAUAUGCAGACUUCCCUGUAGCUGCUGUUCCUGCCACCCCCUCUGGCCCCACUACCUUCCCGCAGUCCCGGUUCCCAUCUCCAGCAUCACAGUACUCUGCAGGCACUGGUGAGCCAAGUCAAAAUGGAUAUCCAGCCCACCAGACACCCACCUACCCUGGUCCUAGCACAUACCCAACACCCGCCUAUCCUCCUGGCACCAGUUACCCAGCAGAGCCUGGGCUACUGAGCCAACAAGCUUUCCGUCCCACAGGCCACUAUACAGCCCAAACACCCGUACCAACCACACAAAGUACCCAUUUCCCUGUCCCAGCUGACAGCCGGUCCCCCCACCAGAAGCCACGCCAGACAUCACUAGCUGACUUGGAGCAGAAGGUGCCCACCAACUAUGAGGUGAUUCCCAGCCCUGUCGUGGCCAUGUCGUCAGCCCCCUCUGACACCAGCUACAGUGGCCCAGCAGUGAGCAGCAGCUAUGAGCAGGGUAAGGCCCCUGAGCUUCCCCGGGCCAGUGAGCGUAGCAGUGUGAGCCAGAGCCCAGCCCCCACCUAUCCCUCUGACUCACACUACACCAGCCUGGAGCAGAACGUUCCUCGGAACUAUGUGAUGAUCGAUGACAUCAGUGAGCUGACCAAGGACAGUGCCUCCACUGCUCCUGAAACCCAGCGCCUGGAGUCCCUGGGGCCAGGUGGCAGUGGACGUCCAGGGAAGGAAACUGGAGAGACAGGUGUCCUAGAGGGUCCUGCAUUGCCUUGCUGUUAUGCCAGAGGGGAGGAGGAAUCUGAGGAGGAUGCAUAUGACCCUCGAGGGAAGGGUGGCUACCACCGAAGCAUGGAGAGCAACGGUCGGCCAACCAGCACCCACUACUAUAGUGACAGUGACUACAGACAUGGAGCUAGAGCAGACAAGUAUGGUUCUAGCCCUAUGGGGCCCAAGCAUCCCUCCAAGAGCAUGGCCCCAGCUGCCGUCUCCUCCAAGCGCAGCAAGCACCGAAAGCAGGGCAUGGAACAAAAGAUCUCCAAGUUCUCCCCUAUCGAAGAGGCCAAGGAUGUAGAGUCAGACCUGGCCUCCUACCCUCCAUCUGCAGUCAGCAGCAGCCUAGGCUCUCGAGGCAGGAAGUUUCAGGAUGAAAUCACCUAUGGACUCAAGAAAAACGUGUAUGAGCAGCAGAGAUAUUAUGCGGUGUCCAGUCGGGACUCAGCCGAGGAAGAUGACCGCAUGUACAGUGGAAGCAGCAGGUCCCGGGUGGCUUCUGGGUACAGUGGGGAGAAGCUAUCCAGUCAUGACUUCAGUGGCCGCACUAAAGGGUAUGAGCGGGAACGGGAGGCUGUGGAGCGGCUUCAAAAAGCAGGCCCCAAGCCCUCCUCCCUGAGCAUGGCCCAUGGCCGGGCACGGCCCCCCAUGAGGAGCCAAGCCUCAGAGGAGGAGAGCCCUGUAAGUCCCUUAGGGCGGCCCCGCCCCGCCGGGGGACCCCUCCCUUCUGGGGAUACCUGCCCACAGUUCUGCAACAGCCACUCCAUGCCUGAUGUCCAGGAGCAUGUCAAAGAUGGACCACGGACCCACACAUACAAGCGUGAGGAGGGCUACAUCCUGGAUGACUCCCACUGCGUGGUUUCCGACAGCGAAGCUUAUCACCUGGGCCAGGAGGAGACAGACUGGUUUGAUAAACCCCGGGAUGCCCGCUCUGACCGGUUCAGGCACCAUGGGGGCCAUGCAGUCUCCUCCUCCCAGAAGCGAGGCCCUGCCAGGCACAGCUACCAUGACUACGAUGAGCCUCCUGAAGAGGGCCUGUGGCCACAUGAUGAGGGUGGCCCAAGCCGCCAUACCUCAAACAAGGAACACCGGCACCACAGUGACCAUGGGCGGCACUCAGGUCGCCACGUUGCAGAGGAGCCAGGCCGGCGUGCUGCCAAACCUCACGUCCGGGACCCAGGUCGCCAUGAAGCCCGGCCCCACACUCAGCCUGGCCCUGGCCCAACUAUGCAGAAGAAGGGUCAGUCUGGGUACCCCAGCUCUGCUGAAUACUCACAGCCAUCUCGUGCUCAGUCAGUGUACCAUCAUGCCUCUGACAGCAAGAAGGGCUCCCGGCAGGCCCACUCUGGGCCCCUCUCUGCAGCGCAGCCAAAGCCAGAACCCCAGCCACAGCCACAAGGUCGGCAGGCACCUCCAGGGUCACAGCAGUCCCACCUGCCACUCUCCAGGCAGGGGCCCUCAGCGACAGCAUCACGCCAAUCACAGCAGCAGCAGCAGCAGCAGCAGCAGCAGCAGCAGCAGCAACAGCAGCAGCCUUCCCAGCAGGCCCCAUCGCAAGCUCGGCUGCAGCAGCAGGGCCAGACAGCCGCCCGGGGUCAGGUCCCUGCUGCCAGCCAGACAGCAGGGAAACCUCAGCCAGGGCCCACAACAACCUCUGGUCCCCAGCCAGCAGGGACACCCCGGGCAGAACAGGCAAACGGCUCUAAAGCGACAGCCAAAGCACCCCAGCAAGGGAAGCCACCUCAGGCCCAGCCACCUCCAGGACCUGGACCUGCAGGCAUGAAGGCUGGAGCCAGGCCUGGUGGGACCCCAGGGGCUCCUGCCGGCCAACCAGGUACCGAAGGGGAGAGCGUAUUCUCCAAGAUCCUCCCUGGUGGGGCAGCAGAGCAAGCCGGCAAGCUGACGGAAGCUGUCUCUGCUUUUGGCAAAAAGUUUUCCUCCUUCUGGUGA
Chrysochloris asiatica (Cape golden mole) is the source of this 11814-nucleotide messenger RNA. It is a transcript of the gene BSN, whose product is annotated as bassoon presynaptic cytomatrix protein. Gene Ontology annotation, molecular function: structural constituent of presynaptic active zone; metal ion binding. Gene Ontology annotation, biological process: protein localization to synapse; presynaptic active zone assembly. The transcript has 10 exons. Gene Ontology annotation, cellular component: axon; glutamatergic synapse; cytoskeleton of presynaptic active zone. Bases 1 to 11814 code for a protein of 3937 amino acids. Lineage: Eukaryota; Metazoa; Chordata; Mammalia; Afrosoricida; Chrysochloridae. The record is from RefSeq and is a predicted model, not a curated record.